Messenger RNA from Prunus armeniaca (apricot), 729 nucleotides. The record is from the annotation of a GenBank genome assembly. NCBI's taxonomy places the organism in Eukaryota, Viridiplantae, Streptophyta, Magnoliopsida, Rosales, Rosaceae.
AUGUCCGUACUGGAAUAUGAUCAUAAAUUUAAUGAGUUGUCCAGGUUUGCACUUAAGUUGGUAACCACAGAGGAAGACAAGUGUACACGCUUUGAAGAGGGUCUACGGUUAGAUAUUCAGGCUGUAGUCACUGUCAUCACAUAUCCUACCAUGAAAACCUUGGCUCAAGCAGUGGAUAGAGUGACCAAGAAGUACAGUUUGGGUGCAUGUAUUGAUAGGCGUCGUAGGGAUUCAUCAGGCUUUGAUGGGCCGAGUCAGGGACGUGGGUCCAGCUUAGGCAAUGGGAGGUUUGGCUCUCCACCGGUUUGGAGCCAGCACUUGGGACAACAAUCUAUGACCAGUACAACUAGAGAUCCUUCGAGGCGAACAAGUUCCACCUGUCAUAACUGUGGGCAUGAGGGACAUAUGAGGAGGGAUUGCCUCAGGCGUGGACAGGCUAGUGCCCCUAAUCACAGGAGUGGAGUGACCUAUUUCUACUGUGGACAGACAAUGCAUUAUAAAAGUGAGUGCCCACAUCUUAUAAAUGAUGGCUCUACUAGACAGGAGACUGGGGCCCAUCAGGGGCAAGGCAGCAGAGGACAAGGUCAGACACAGAGUGGUGCUUCUUCGUUUGCAGCGAGUCCUGUCAGCUUGAGUCCUACAAAGGCUCAAGAUUUGGAAGCACACGAUCCGGCUCGGCUGCGGAGCUCAAUCAACUACUGGCUGGGGGCACAAAACAGAAAAGUGUGA